CAUGGACUGAGCAGUGGUGAGCCCUGCCUCCAGCAGAGGGCUUGUGAGAGCAUGCGCAGAUCCACAGAGGGAACCCUUGCUUCUCCUGUCACAACGUUGAGGGGCAAACCGACUGCCGUGUGGACAAGGACUUGGGGACACAUCGGCCGAAGACGUAGAAUGUGAUUAUCAUGGAAGCUGGACGGCCGGGUCCUCGGUAGUGUGGGCAGGGUGCGGACACCCAAGGAUUCUAUCCAGCUUCUAAUGAUGCAGGGAGAAGAAAGGAAGAGAAGGAAACUAAGUAUGAACUCCAAAGGCGCUUCAGAUGAAUACUGUCUGAGAGAGAGACCAAGAGAAGACGAGGCAAAGAUGAAGAAUAAAAUGUCUAGUUCGCAUGUUAAUAGCAAGAGGAAGCUGUGGUCGUGGGAUCGGUACCUGGAGGAGGAGAAGGCCAUUGCUGCCCCAGCAAGACUGUUCACAGAGUGUCAGUCCAUUCCUAAUAACAGGAACGGGUAUAAACAGGGGAUGCUGCUGGAGGGAAUCGACCCUCUCCAUCCCUCCAUGUUCUGCGUGCUGUCUGUGGCCGAGGUGAUUGGCUAUCGGAUGCGGCUACAUGUUGAGGGAUACUCGGAGUGCUAUGACUUCUGGAUAAAUGCAGAUUCUCCAAACAUAAGGCCUGCUGGGUGGUGCGAGAUGUCGGGACACAAGCUACACCCUCCGAAAGGUUAUAAAGAGCAUGAGUUUAACUGGGCGAAGUACCAAGAGGCUUGCAAUGCUCAAACUGCACCAAAGAAUCUGUUCAAAACCCAAAAUAGCACGGCAACAAACACAAAAUUUCAAGUGGGCAUGAAGUUGGAGGCGGUCGACCGGAAGAAUCCCUGCCUGGUGUGUGUGGCAACUGUUGCCGACAUCGUAGACAACCGUUUCCUGGUGCACUUCGACAACUGGGACGACACGUACGACUACUGGUGUGAUGCCACCAGUCCACACAUUCACCCCGUGGGAUGGUGUCAGGACCAUGGGCGACCUCUCACAGCACCUCAGGGACACCCCAAUCCAGAAAAUUUUCUGUGGGAGGAAUACUUGGAAGACACUGGCUCUUCUGUGGUUCCGAGCCAGGCCUUUUGUAUGAGGCCACCACACAGGUUCCAGCUGAACAUGAAGCUGGAGGCGGUGGACAGACGGAACCCCAUGCUGAUACGGGCGGCCACCAUUGUCGACACGGAGGACUACCGCGUCAAGAUCCACUUUGACGGCUGGCAUGAGAAGUUUGAUUUCUGGGUGGACUCGGACCUCCCAGACCUACACCCUUCCGGCUGGUGCAACCGAACGGGCCAUCCUCUGGAACCACCCCCAAGAUACUCAGACCUCAAGAACACUGCAGCCCCAGGAACGUGCCCGACUCCAGGAUGUCGGGGAGUCGGCCACAUCAAAGGCGCCAGAUACACAGGACACCACAGUGCCUUCGGCUGUCCCUACUCGGAGAUGAACAUGAAGAAAGAGGUGGCGCUCCCAGACCGGCUCGGGGGCGAGAAGCAGAUCACCUUCGUCCCCGUGCACUUCGUGCAGAAGACCCGGCGACUCAGCGCCGGGGAAGAAGGCCAAAAGCCCGAGGACUCUCACGUGGAAACAAGAGCCAUGUUGUCGGGUUACGAGGGCGCGAGCCGUCUGAGGGGGCGAUACGCCUCGAACCCACGACCUCCCAGAUACACGCUGAUGAAGAGGGAGCACAGGGAUGAACCUUACACUCAGGAACAGAAACCUCCCGCCCCCCACGGGAAGAGGGGUCGGCCCCCGGGCAGGCUUUCUCAAACGAAGUAUCUAAAAAUCAAAGAAGAGGAGGAGGAGAUUGAUCUACACAGUGUCCUUAGAGCCGAGCGCUGUGUGGACAGCAUGCAGCAGGCCCUGCACCAGUCCGUCUUCUUGUCGGCCAUGUCUGCUCACCCCAGCCGCGACCUGCCCCUCUGCUGGGAACAACACUGCAAGCUUCUGCCCGGCGUGGAGGGCGUCCAGGCCAGCCGCGUAGCGCACUGGACCGUCGAAGAGGUGGCUGGUUUCAUCCAUUCUCUGCCUGGCUGUGAGGAACAAGCCAAACAGUUCAAAGAAGAGCAAAUAGAUGGAAAGGCAUUUCUGCUCCUGACUCAACGCGACAUUGUAAAGAUAAUGAGUGUGAAACUGGGCCCAGCUCUGAAGAUCUACAACUCCAUCCUGAUGUUCAAACAUGCAGAAGACAACCAAUCAGCAAGCAGCGACACCAACACAUGAAGCCAACCAAAACCAACCCUUACCUUUUCUAUCUAUAUACAUAUACAGAUGUAUCUGUGCAUUCCAGGAGCUUUGGUAUAGAGUUACACAGGGAGAAUUUGGCUGGGAAAACCUAGUCUGUCUUGGACUUUGGGAUUUUGGUUUUAGUCACUCUCGUCACUCUUCUUACGUGGGCUCCCCUGAUUCUUUCUCUAGAAAAAUGCUCAAAACAUUGUUGCAUUGGUCUCUGUUUUACAUCACGAUGCAUCGACAAUAUGCUGGUAUAUAUUCAUUCUACAACUCUGUAAUUUUCUACAGUACAGUACAGGACUGACAAUCACAAUGUGACAGUUCAGCUGUCAUCUGCUUGGUCAUCAAGGUGCUAUCUGUAUUCAAAAUACAAGCGUUUAAGAAUUAUACAGGGGUUUGUUUCUGAUAUGUCUGUUUUUGGCGGCUGGCUUUAAAUUUUGACAUACCCAAUGUUUUGUUUUCUUAUUUAAUUUGAUUCUGUUUUCUAUAAGUGCUUUAUAAUUUCACUGGACCUACUGAUUCACUCCUAUUUAUUAUGAGAUACUCACAAAUUUAGAAGCAUUUCUAGGACGUUAAUAAUAUGUAUAUACAAGAUUCUGGAAUACCAAAUGGGUUUAUGUUUAAAUUUAUGUAAUUUAUUUUACACUAUAUUAUAUCUAAAAAAGUAUUUAAUUUUUUAAUGGGUAGCUAGAAAUUCCUAUUGCUCAGUUUCUUUGAAGAAAUUCCAAAUCAAAUCUAAAUGUAGUAGUUGAAGCAUAUUAUUCGGUCUUGAAAUUUUUAUAGCUGAUGUUAUGUGAAUAGGCCAUUAUCCUAUUAUUUUAGUAAAUGCCAAACCUGUCUCUCCAAACCUGGAACAUUAAGUCGGCAACCACUCUGUUCAUUUGUUUAAGAACUGUGUUAACCAGUAAAGCAUUUUUCUUAAUUUUUUUGAAAACCAUUGAAAACAAAACAUGUUUAAGUAUGUAAUUAAAAUCUAUAUUUGCUAGAAAUGGUACAUUUUAAUGCAACAUCAGAAGUUUAAAAUUCUGUGUAUGUCAAUGAGCAGAAGAAAUAUUAUGGCCAAACCUUAACACCAGAGAAUCUUCAGGAAUGCGAAUCUGCUCAGUGUCAUUGUGCAUUUUUCUCUGGGGCCUGUUGUAAUCCAAAGUUUUUAGGGCUAAGAUACAUUUUGCUUCUUUUUUCUGUCUUAAAAAGAGAGUGCUCUUUUUACUCCAGUGCAAGGAAUGUACCAGAACAGGCAUGCCCCUGAUUCUUUCUUAAAAAUUGUCGGUCUUUAACUAAAUUGUACUUUGCAUAUUUGUAAGCCUGGUUUCCAACUUGUGAAUUCACUCUUUAUACAGUUCAGAUCACAUCAGUAACCUCUUAUUUCAGAAUAAAAUUCAAAAUACAUCUUUAUCAA
Messenger RNA from Conger conger (European conger), 3652 nucleotides. RefSeq names its product lethal(3)malignant brain tumor-like protein 4. Gene Ontology annotation, molecular function: zinc ion binding; protein binding. Bases 244 to 2244 code for a protein of 666 amino acids. The record is from RefSeq and is a predicted model, not a curated record. Lineage: Eukaryota; Metazoa; Chordata; Actinopteri; Anguilliformes; Congridae. The transcript has 20 exons. Gene Ontology annotation, biological process: regulation of DNA-templated transcription. Gene Ontology annotation, cellular component: nucleus.